Messenger RNA from Penicillium daleae, 109 nucleotides. RefSeq lists its product as uncharacterized. NCBI's taxonomy places the organism in Eukaryota, Fungi, Ascomycota, Eurotiomycetes, Eurotiales, Aspergillaceae. The transcript has a single exon. The annotation marks the transcript as partial. The record is from RefSeq and is a predicted model, not a curated record.
AUGCUCAGACUGCAAUCUUCAGACAGCGUUCAAUGGUGUCUUCGGCGGGCGCGGGCCCGGGGGCGGGUGCCCCCCGGCGGCCGUGAGGCGGGCCCGCCGAAGCAACAAG